UGUCCCGUACGUCCCGCGGUCGUACGCGCUGCUUGGCGCCGCUGCUGGAGCCGGAGCGUGUCCUGGUGUGGGGACUCCUGCGCGGCUGUACAGUUAUCCAGUCCUGUGUCGCCGAGGGGUCGACUUGAGGCUGGCGGAGUGGAGAAGUACAUUGAAUUUCAUGAAAGAAUGGAAUCAAGUGAUGGCUUUUUCUUUAGAAUUUGAAUAUGGAGGCUUCAGGAACAGAUGAAGUUGACAAACUAAAAACUAAAUUUAUGUCUGCAUGGAACAACAUGAAAUACAGUUGGGUGUUGAAAACAAAGACAUAUUUUAGUAGAAAUUCACCUGUUUUAUUACUUGGAAAAUGUUAUCAUUUUAAAUAUGAAGAUGAAAACAAGAUGUUGCCUGCAAGAUCAGGAUGUACCAUUGAAGAUCAUGUGAUUGCAGGAAAUGUGGAAGAAUUCCGUAAGGAUUUCAUUUCUAGAAUUUGGCUGACCUACAGGGAAGAAUUUCCUCAAAUAGAAGCUUCAGCCUUGACUACAGACUGUGGCUGGGGAUGUACACUGAGGACUGGCCAGAUGCUCUUGGCUCAAGGGCUCAUACUACAUUUUCUUGGCAGAGGUUGGACCUGGCCUGAUGCACUGCAUAUUGAGAAUUCAGACUCUGACUCAUGGACCUCCAACACCGUCAAAAAGUUUACUGCAUCAUUUGAAGCAUCACUUUCAGGGGAAAGAGAACUCAGAACUUCAGCAGUUUCUCUGAAGGAAACAUUCAGGAAGUAUUCUAAUGACCAUGAAAUGCAGAAUGAGAUUUAUCACAGGAAAAUCAUCUCUUGGUUUGGAGAUUCCCCUGUGGCUGUCUUUGGCUUACAUCGACUGAUAGAGUUUGGGAAGAAGUCUGGGAAAAAGGCUGGAGAUUGGUAUGGACCAGCUGUGGUUGCUCACAUUUUAAGAAAAGCAGUAGAAGAAGCAAGACAUCCUGAUUUACAAGGAAUAACUAUUUAUGUUGCACAGGACUGUACAGUUUACAAUUCUGAUGUCAUUGAUAAACAGACUAAUUCUGUGACCUCUGGAGAUGCCAGGGACAAGGCUGUCGUUAUCUUAGUUCCUGUUAGACUUGGUGGAGAAAGAACCAACCCUGACUAUCUGGAGUUUGUGAAGGGUGUUUUAAGCCUUGAAUAUUGUGUAGGUAUUAUCGGUGGCAAACCUAAACAGUCGUAUUACUUUGCUGGAUUUCAAGAUGACAGUCUGAUUUACAUGGAUCCUCAUUACUGCCAGUCUUUUGUAGAUGUCAGCAUAAAGGACUUCCCUCUUGAGACAUUCCACUGUCCUUCUCCUAAAAAGAUGUCAUUCAGGAAAAUGGAUCCUAGUUGUACGAUAGGAUUUUACUGUCGAAACGUCCAGGACUUCGAACGAGUGUCUGAAGAAAUCACUAAGAUACUGAAAAUUUCCUCUAAGGAGAAAUAUCCGUUGUUUACUUUUGUAAAUGGCCAUUCCAGAGACUUUGAUUUUACGUCUACUGCAGCCAGUGAAGAAGACUUUUUCUCAGAAGAUGAAAAGAAAAGAUUCAAACGAUUUAGCACAGAAGAGUUUGUCCUGCUUUAAAGAUCAGUGCAUUUGUGUUUGAGAAGAGCUUGACCACAGUAGAGCCAUGGAGAAUGACAAGUCGCCGAGAUCCUUCGCGAUCAAAUCCUAACUGUGCGUGUCCUUUUAACACUGCACAUUUGAAAACAUCCAAACUGUAAAGACAUGUUUUCUUAAAGAAAUGACUUGAUGGCUCUUGCUUUCCAGUGAUAAAUAACAGGCAUUCCAGUUGCAUUCCGCUUCCCAAAGAUGUGCUAACAAAACACUACCUGUCAGCCUUUUGGUCUCCAGCAUCUUCUACCUGAGCCCAUUGGUCCCCUGGAGGUUUUGUGAUAUAGAUUCCCUCAAAGAUUGGGAUCACCAAAUUAAUUUAAAAACCCUGCUUAGUAUUAAUGACAGGAGACCAGAGACUGGAUCUUCAGAACU
Molecule: messenger RNA, 1988 nt
Organism: Phodopus roborovskii (desert hamster)
Lineage: Eukaryota; Metazoa; Chordata; Mammalia; Rodentia; Cricetidae
Gene: Atg4c
Product: autophagy related 4C cysteine peptidase
Exons: 11
Coding region: 207-1583 (458 amino acids)
Molecular function (GO): protein-phosphatidylethanolamide deconjugating activity
Source: RefSeq, a predicted model, not a curated record